Molecule: messenger RNA, 1853 nt
Organism: Pyrus x bretschneideri (Chinese white pear)
Lineage: Eukaryota; Viridiplantae; Streptophyta; Magnoliopsida; Rosales; Rosaceae
Exons: 4
Coding region: 80-1597 (505 amino acids)
Biological process (GO): GPI anchor biosynthetic process
Cellular component (GO): endoplasmic reticulum
Molecular function (GO): catalytic activity
Source: RefSeq, a predicted model, not a curated record
AAAACAACCCUCACAGAGCCACAGUAGAAAACAACUCUGCACCUUCCCUUCUCUCCAAUUCCUCCCUUUAAAAAUCCCCAUGCUCUCACAAACUCCCACCAACCAAAACUCCACCACAAUGCUCAAAAUCCUCAACAAGAAGCUCCUCCGCCUCUGCUCCCUCCUCCGCUGGCCGGCCCGCCGCCGUUCCCGCACUAAAGUCGUCAUCAAAAAGUUCGGAAAAACAAGCUCCAGAAAAUCCCAACCCGAAAAUGAAACCAAUGCCACUCAUGCGUUGGCGGCAGUACACCCCAAUACCGACUCAAAACCAGAGCGGCCGAUUCGGGUGGCGACUUUCAACGCCGCUCUCUUCUCAAUGGCGCCGGCGGUUCCGAAAGCCGAGAAAUUCGGGAACUUGGACGGCGAAAAUGGAGGUAGUAGCUUGAAGCUUCAUAAGCACGUUAGUCGAACAAAGUCUUCGGGAAGCGAACGUCCGAAGAGCAUUCUGAAACAGAGUCCCCUGCAUCCGAAUCCAAUGAACAAUUCGGAUAAUCUCACGAAACAGCAGAAGUUUUCGAAAUCUAAGUUAAGGGUUUCGAUCAAUCUGCCGGAUAACGAGAUUUCGCUGCUAAAAAACCGGCAGUUGAGCUUUUCGGAAGGCAGAGCAAAGGAAGAUGCUUUUUCUCUGGUCACCGGAAAAUCGACUCUUAGAUCGUCGAGUUUGGGAUUUUCUGGAGUUUUAAGAAGUGGGGCUGCGGCGGAUGGAGAUUUGUACACAAGUCAUCGGACGGUUCUUGAAGUUUUGAGAGAGAUGGAUGCUGAUGUUUUGGUGCUGCAGGAUGUGAAGGCGGAGGAGGAGAAGGAUAUGAAGCCGCUGUCUGACUUGGCGGCGGCGUUGGGAAUGAAUUAUGUUUUUGCCGAGAGCUGGGCGCCGGAGUACGGCAACGCUAUUUUGUCGAAAUGGCCAAUUAAGCGGUCCAAGAUCGUCAAAAUCUUCGACGACACCGAUUUCAGGAAUGUCCUGAAGGCCACCAUUGAUGUUCCUGAAGCUGGAGAAGUAAACUUCCAUUGCACCCACCUCGAUCAUCUUGAUGAGAGCUGGAGGAUGAGGCAGAUCAAUACUAUAAUCCAAUCAAGCAAUGAGCCCCAUAUCUUGGCUGGAGGCCUCAAUUCUUUGGAUGAGUCAGACUAUUCUCAAGAAAGAUGGACAGAUAUUGUAAAGUAUUAUGAGGAUAUGGGGAAACCAAGGCCUAAGGUUGAAGUAAUGAGAUACUUGAAGAGCAAGCAAUACACAGAUGCUAAGGACUUUGAAGGAGAAUAUGAGUCAGUAGUGAUGAUUGCCAAAGGCCAAAGCGUGCAGGGAACAUGCAAGUACGGAACGAGAGUCGAUUAUAUAUUGGCAUCUGCAAAUUCACGUUACAAAUUUGUUCCUGGAUCAUACUCAGUGUUUUCUUCCAAAGGAACAUCAGAUCAUCAUAUAGUAAGAGUUGAUGUGGUAAAAGUGGAUAACUGUGUUGAAGAAAAUAACACCAGAAGAAGGCAGGUGAAGCAGAAAGUUACCAAGAUAACAAACACUACUUCUCCAUCAAAAGGGAUAUGGAAAAUCCCACAUAUAUGAAGAAAAAAACACAGAUAAUAAUUGACUUUUACUUUUGACAGUGUAGGUUUAGGGUUUGGUUUGUUGAAGGAAGGGCAGGUUUUGGCUUUGGAUCUGCUUUUACCUCCUACAGUUAGUAGAAUAUUCAGUGUCUGCAUGGGUUGUUGGGGAUAGAACGUGCCAAGGGAAAAGUUGAAAUUUGAUGUGGUUGGUUAGCAAUUUCUUACUUCUUCAAAUUGUACAGCAGAGUUAUAAAGUAAUAUAUUUUGAGAGUGAU